Symbiodinium sp. CCMP2592 is the source of this 1395-nucleotide messenger RNA. The record is from the annotation of a GenBank genome assembly. NCBI's taxonomy places the organism in Eukaryota, Dinophyceae, Suessiales, Symbiodiniaceae.
AUGGCGCCUAAGGCGGCGGCCUUCGGAGUUUUGCUGCUGAGUGCGGCCGCAGCUGAUUCGGGAUGGAGUGCGUUGAGCCAGCCAACCUUCGGUCGCCGGACACAAGCCUUGCCGGAUGGUUUCGAAAUUAAUGAGACGAUGAACGGCAGUAUCCCGAUCACGGUCAUCCCGUCUUGGGACAUAUUCCUCGGCUUCAGUUUGAAAACCAUCGAGGGUCGGAUGUCCCUCAACAUUGUGUAUGGCGAGGAAGCCGAAAAUUUCGUUGAGCAUCCAGAGAACAUGGUGGAUGUUGUCAAUUUCGGUUCGGGCUCUGGGGACAUCAAUGAAUCAACGUCCUCAGCAAGGUACGACAUGAUGUGUUAUCCCUUCGACAUCAAGACCGUGCAUUUCCAGAUUAGCCUUCAGAACCCGUGUGGCAUCUUCUAUCGCCUCGAACUAGGGUGUGUCGGGGAGAACAGUUGGAAGCAGGCUGUGGAUGACGAAGACGGCACGGUCCGCAAGUGCUCUUGGCCCAUCAACGGUUCUUUCGGAACCUUCGAUUGGCAGAACUUCACUUGCACUUUGCGGGACAGUGUGACGAUCGAGUGUGCCAUGACGGGGACGAGGCAGUGGCCCGCACUACUGAAGACUUACAUGUGGCCAUCGGUCGUCUACGGCGUGAUGGGCUUUAUGUCCUUCAGUUUGGGUGUGAAGCUGUCAAUGCCCCGUGUUGCCACAACCAUGCUGGCCUUGUUGUCACUGACGAAUCUGCGGAAUCAGGUCAUCGCUUUGUUGCCACUUUCUCAAAAGACGAGCUGGUUAGAGGAGUACUUCUUGAUUGCGAUUUCCUUCAUGUUCCUCAACCUGCUCGGGCAUGCUGCAUCCUUUCACCGCCAUCACACGCAGAGAAUGGUGAACAAGUUCAAUCUUUGGGGCGUGUUCUCGGUGUUCGUGCUUGUCGUCGUGGCACGGCUGCAUAUCCGGGAAUGCCCUCUAAUCGAUCCUGCCAUGUCCGUGGCCAUCACCUAUGCAGCAGCAGCAGCGUGCAUCUCGAUCAUCGCCUUCCUCGUCUGGUACCACCGCGAGGCGCAUUCGGAGUUCACAGCGUGCCUGUGGCUGUGCCAGUUGGGCUCCACCGCCCAACUCAGCGUACUCGACUCGCUAAGGCACGACGGGAAGGCUUGGUGCCCCUGCAGCGCCUCGCCGGAGGCGUUAACGACCCAAGAGCUCCACAAGGAAGGACCGUCCUUCUCAGACGUUUCCACCGGAAGCUCAAGGUCGCCCCCAGUCCAGACCUUGGCCUUGAUCCUACCGUACACCGUAGGCAGAAGCCCCUCGACGGGCUUCUGGAGGAAACUCCUAGCCCAAGCCCGAAUGAGAUCCGUCUCGAUAUCGACGAGCCGUUCGCGAGGCUAG